This is a messenger RNA of Menidia menidia (Atlantic silverside), 923 nucleotides long. Lineage: Eukaryota; Metazoa; Chordata; Actinopteri; Atheriniformes; Atherinopsidae. The record is from the annotation of a GenBank genome assembly.
GUAACAACAACAAAAAAACGAGUUGCCGUCCAGUUUAUUUGUGAAUAAGAAGGCGUCCAGUAGGGGGCGUAAAGUAACCACCCUAAGAACGUCCGCGUGAUGACGUCAGACGCACAAUCCGAAAAGAAGCGCGAGUUGGAUGAACAGUCGCCGAGUUAGUUUUGUUAUGUUUUCGAAGCUGAGGGUGCUUUUUCGGUUAUAUGUAUAAAGAAAAUGUCGCUGCUGAAGCCAUUUAGUAAGCUCCCAGGUCUGAACACGGCAAAUAUCUUGCUGGUGGAGAGUGAGGAGCACUUUCAGCAGAGUUUAGCAGAUGCUCUGGUGGAGGAGACUGGUGUCACUGUGAACGUGAGACUGGCUAAGAGCCUUCCUUUGCCUAUGGAGAACGAUGAGAACCGCCCACGAAUAGACCUGGUCGUGUUCAUCAUCAACCUGGCGUCAGAGCUCAGCUUCCAGUCAGCAGAAACCUCUGUGAAACAUCUGGACCCUGGUUAUUUCCUUGGAAAAGCCUGUUUCAUGGUCACGAAUGCUCGCAGUGCUUCGGCCCCCGUGGAGCGCCUGGAUGCCAUCAGGAAACUGGCCGCAUCGCUCCACUGCCCCCUGUUGUUUGCAGAGGAUCAGACACCAGAAGGGGUGAGCAGUGCUGCAGACAGGCUGCUGACUGUCCUGAAGGUGGCGGCCGGCCUUGUUCCCAUCACCACGGCGCUGUACCUGUCAAACCUGACUAAAUGCACUCUGCCCCCCGACAUCGACCAGCCAAGCUUUGAUUAGCUCUUGUUUAGAUAUUUAUUUGUCCAUACCGUUGUUAUUAAUUACUCUAAUGCUUGUCUGAUGUCAUAUUUCAAUGUUUGUUAUUAUAAUAAGACUGUACAUUAUAUAUUUUUGUAUGUUUGUGUGUGCGUGGAGAAAAAUAAAACCUAAGUGAG